AUGUCUUCCACUCAGGAAAUCCAGUUCGCCCUCAACCGCAUUAAUCGGGUCUUGGCUAGCAAAAGGACACCAGGUUACAGAGAUAUUCGGCUAGGCCUGGAUCGUAUCAGCCGUGUCGUACCAGACAAGCAAGAGUGGAAGGGUAUUCAUGUUGCUGGCACCAAUGGUAAAGGCUCAAUAUGCACCUUUCUUGCUGGUAUGUUCAAGCUCGCUGGUCUCGGUUAUGGAAGCUUCACAUCCCCCGCCUUUCCAGAGAGGCACAAUGGAGUCAUAAUAAAUGGCCUUUAUGUGAAUCCGCGAAUGUACGACAUGGAAAUGAAGCAUGUUGAAGAAAAGUACAAUCGUAUUGCUGCUGGUUGGAAAUACAAGCACGGACAGGAGCCUCUGAAUCUAACACCAUUCGAGUUCGAAACAGCAACAGCAUUCCGAGUAUUCAACAAAAUGCAUGUUCCUUAUGGUAUCGUCGAAGUUGGCAUGGGCGGUGCUACCGAUGCAACCAAUGCCAUGAAGCAAAAGUCUGUUACUAUCAUCUCCAAGAUCGGCCUCGACCACCAAGAGUACCUCGGAAAUUCCAUCGAUCACAUUGCCAAGGUCAAAGCUGGCAUUAUGCGAAAGAACGUUCCUUGUAUUGUUGACCACACUAACAAGCCUUCUGUCAUCCAUGUACUACGAAAACAUGCUCGAGAAGUAGGAACAGACAUCAUCCUCACAUGGAAGGGUGAACCUUUACUGUUAACUCUCGACAACUCAAGAUGGAUGCUUGAGAGCUACCAAGUCCAGAAUCUUUUGUGUGCAGCCAUGGCCUUCCGUCAUCUCUUCCCAUUGCAGGAGAUCAACUUGGAUAAGCUCUUGGAAACCGAUCCUUUCUUACCUGGUCGAUUGGAAACAGUUCAAGUCAACGCACCACUUUCUGGUAUUCAGCCACGGGAAAUUCUGGUCGACGGUGCUCACAACAUGUUGGGAAUCACAGAAUUGAGCAGACAUGUCAACAGACGCCUACGAAAAGAUGACCAGCCAGUGACUUGGGUUAUGGGUAUGUCCCAAAGCAAGCACAAACCUUUCUUCAAGAUGAUGGAAAACCUUGUCGAGCCUCAGGACAACUUUGCUAUGGUUGAAUUUACUCAAGGUCCCAAUGAUCCUCAGCCUUUACCCGCCUCAUUCGGUGCCGAAUACGCCAAGACGAAGCAAAUCGAUCCUGGUAAUGUAUACUCUGGAACGCCUGACAUUGCGAGUGCUCUUCCAUGGGCUUGCAAGAAGAGUGACGGUGGUCCUUUAGUGGUUACAGGAAGUCUUUACCUGAUUCGACAAUUAUUCAGCCUCAAAGGCAUUCAUCGAACAAGAGAACUAGGUACGAGGAGACCUGGCAGAGCUCAACUCUACCGAUAUUCCAAGAUUGCUCGAGAGAGAAAUCUGACAGACGAGGAGGCACGGGAGUUCAAACAGGCGAGACGACAUCACCACCUAUCACCGAAACGAAGUAAGGUCUUUGCCCAAGUACGCGACGGCGGCCCUAUCCAACCACUAAAAGUGCCCGUCAAGACAAGAGAGCUGCAAAGGAAGGCUGCGUUUCAUAAGAAACAGGCAGAGGGAUAUCGGAAGUCUAUCGCCGCCAUUAAGAGGGAUAUGGAAAGCUCAAAGAAGGAAACAGAUAAGCCUGAAACGGCCGUGGAAAAUAUUGCCUCCCGUCUUGAAGACUUGGAGGCACAGGCUGCGAAGCACAAGACAGAAUAUGAAGAUGCCAUGUUCAAUAUUAGGGGACGACGUGCACUACCGCACAUGAAGUACAAGAGCCAUCGACAAGUGUUUGGGUAUCCAGCGACCCCCAAGCCCCCAACUAAGUCCCCCUUCCAACCGGCAGGGGAGUCAAAGAAGCGCAAAGGCAAAUCUAGUGUGUCAUGGAAGGACACCAAGGAGAGCUUUAAAGAUCAACUCGCUGCGGCUGAGAAGCAAAGGGCACUGGAGAUAAACCAGGCCAAGACGAGGGACAGCAGCGAUCCUUUUGAAGCAAAGCCUGUCUUGAAUCCCCUCAUCUUCCAUCUCACCGCCAUGCCACCGUCGCAUCUUAUCAUCGUCUGCUGCCACGGAGUUUGGCUCGGUGGCCCAACACUCGGCCAAGAUGAAAGCGAAUGGCUAAUCGCAGACUUUCAGCGUGGCGAAACCCCGACUUUUGUUCAGCAUAUUAAAGCUGGCGUAGAUGCCCUCGCUCAGAAUUGUCCUGGUUCUGUUUUGGUGUUUUCUGGAGGACCGACGCGCAAAGAGUCAAGAAUUUCCGAAGCAGCUGGCUACAAAAGCAUCGCAGCCAAGAACAACUAUUGGGGACUGUUACAGGAUGAAGAUAUCAACGAUGCAGUGCUAUUAGAAGAGCGCGCGCUUGAUUCGUACCACAACGUCUUCUUCUCACUAACGCUCUUCUAUUCCCACUACAAAAGAUGGCCAGCUCACAUCACCAUCGUAAGUCAUGGUUUUAAGAAAGAGAGACUUGUCGAUGGGCACUGCGCAGCUAUUGGCUUCCCUCUCGACCGAGUCACAUUCAUUGGUAUAGAUCCUCCCGGGAUGGCAGCAUCUUCGAAAGAUCAAGAUAAAGAAGAGGCGAUGAAGGGCGCUGCGUUGGCGAUAGGGGAGUGGGGGGAUGAUCCCCAUGGACGAGGGGAGAGCCUUGCUGGGAAAAGAGUGAAGAGGAACCCUUGGGGGGUUUGGCAAGGUGUGUUUUCAAGUGAAGAUGGCGAUCGCGGUGGCCUAGUCCUCAAGAUGGAAAACGGGAGCGAAGUCAUGGACGAGGAGCAAGCUAGGCCCUGGUGAUCUCUAUGGUGUCUAU
This is a messenger RNA of Fusarium oxysporum Fo47, 2815 nucleotides long. RefSeq lists its product as uncharacterized. The transcript is spliced from 3 exons. Gene Ontology annotation, molecular function: tetrahydrofolylpolyglutamate synthase activity; ATP binding. Gene Ontology annotation, cellular component: cytoplasm. Gene Ontology annotation, biological process: folic acid-containing compound biosynthetic process. Lineage: Eukaryota; Fungi; Ascomycota; Sordariomycetes; Hypocreales; Nectriaceae. The record is from RefSeq and is a predicted model, not a curated record. Bases 1 to 2799 code for a protein of 932 amino acids.